AAAAAUUGUAAAUUGUAAGUUAUUUGUUUGUGUUUCAGUUCAGGGACUAACCCGAAUAUAAUGCCACAUAGGCCACUAAAACCGCACACUAACACACGCACAAAUACACAUAAAUAUACAUUUCAAUCUUAAUAUGUACUCGAAAACACAACAUUUGGCACUUUUUUGCCCCUUUAUAAUGACCAGGGAUACGGUCAGGCGGCAAUCGACGGAUGAACAAUAUAAUGACAGACCUGGUGUCUGGCGCCACAAUGCUAGGAAUUGCCUGAUCGUUGCCUUCUAUUGUGAGCGUGAGGUCCAGGCGGAAGUUAAGAUAUUCAAUCUGUUAAUGCGCAGUGCUAGGAAAACUGCAAGCAUUGACUUUGAGAAGAAUGGGCCGAGAGACCCUACAGAUGCUGCGGUUAUAUUUGGAGAUUGUGAUUGCGAAAAGAUGCUUUGCGACGGGGGUUCAUGCAAAUGCGGCUGGGAUAAGUCACGCAUCGACUGGCUGUGGGAAUUGGAGCAGCGGCAACAGUCCUGGCUGAAUGAGAGCCAGAGGUCCAUACCUCCAACAGCUCAAAGAGUGAAAAGUCGGGUAAAAGAGCCUCAAAAGAAUAUGGGCUGCUGGAAAUGGCUGCGUUUUAAUUGUGGCUGUGCCUCAGAUACCGAGAGCUUUGAUUUACCCUAUCGCAGUAGCACUUGUUUAUGAGUUGUUUUGAUAUCAUUUUGUGUAAUUUUCCACCAAAAUAAAAAC
This is a messenger RNA of Drosophila novamexicana, 733 nucleotides long. RefSeq lists its product as uncharacterized. The coding region runs from base 134 to 688 and encodes 184 amino acids. Lineage: Eukaryota; Metazoa; Arthropoda; Insecta; Diptera; Drosophilidae. The record is from RefSeq and is a predicted model, not a curated record. The transcript has 2 exons.